Messenger RNA from Podarcis muralis (Common wall lizard), 2394 nucleotides. RefSeq names its product retina and anterior neural fold homeobox (gene RAX). NCBI's taxonomy places the organism in Eukaryota, Metazoa, Chordata, Lepidosauria, Squamata, Lacertidae. Gene Ontology annotation, molecular function: DNA-binding transcription factor activity, RNA polymerase II-specific; RNA polymerase II cis-regulatory region sequence-specific DNA binding. The record is from RefSeq and is a predicted model, not a curated record. Gene Ontology annotation, biological process: positive regulation of transcription by RNA polymerase II.
CCUUCGCUGCUCCUCUCCGCGAAUUUGUCCCUCUUUUAAAACCCACUUGUUUUUAAGACGUGCGUACGUGAGCUCCAAAAUGCCUCCUGUAAACUUUGCCCUGCUCCUCCCUCCCUCUGCAGCCGCCUGGACCUUCUGAAACAAGUUUUCUGCCCUUUUUAAAAGCAAAAAUAAAACCUCUUUCCCUCUUCAACCGGAGUUAGCCCGUCGGAAGUCGAGACCUCCCCGAAACCCUAGCAAAAAAACCAAAACAAAACCGCAUCCACUCCUCAGCCUCCCUCGACGGCGACCGUUUCUCUCUGGCUGCUUCCUCCCCGCUGGUCAGUUUCCUCGAAGGGCCGCCCUUCCCGUCGAGGGGAGGAGCCUGAGGCGAAGGAGAGCCCCCACCCCCGUUAAUUCAGGUGCCUCCGGCCCCCAAGUCGCACAAAGCCCCCGGGAGACGGAGCGCACGGGAGCAGGCAGGCAGCAGCGCCCGCGGGACUCCGACGGGACGCACCUCUGCUGCGCCUCUCCCAGGCAGGGCUGGUGGCGUCGCUGCGCGGGCGAGCUCCUUGCUCUGCCCGGAGAAAGGUCACUCCAAUCCUGGCCGCUGAUCCUCGGCCGUCCGAGGACGACCCGGCCCCGUCAGCUUGGAAGGAGACGGGAAGGGCGGCUGGGGCCGAGAGCCGCUUAGGCUCAGCGAGGACUCGCAAGCCGCCUUCGCCCGCUGCUGCCCUCUGACACGAGCAGAUCCCGACGGGAGUUGGUCGCCUGAGGAGCCUCUCAAAUCCUUCCAGCCGUCGGAAGGAGGAGAAGAAGAAGAAGGAGAAGCAGGGUCCCUCCGUCGUGCUCUUGUUGGACGGCUGAGCAAGGAAGGAGCGCGCAUGGCAUAGGGGAGCCCCCGGGGGUCCUUGGAAGGGGAGGAUCGAGGGCUGUCCUCCUCGCCCUCCCCCCUCCCCACACCAGCCCCCUGCCCUGCCGCCAGGAGAGCUCCAUGCACCUGCAGCAAGGCUCCCUUCUGAACAUGACCGACGGCGGCUUCUCCCUGACUGGGCACUUGGUGAGGAGCCCCAGCGGAGGAGGGAACCCGUCGAGGCUCCACAGCAUCGAAGCGAUCCUGGGAUUUACCAAAGAGGACCCUCUUUUGGGUGCCUUCCAAGCCCACGAUGCCAGUGGCGGAGGCAGGCCCAUGAAGGAGGGAGAGAAGCGCAGCCCCAGGGAUUGCUUCUCCAAAAUGCCAGCUGAGCAGCCUGGGCAGGGCCAGGAAGGGCCCGCGGAAGAACACUUCGGAGACCCCUACUGCUCCAAACGCUCAGAAGAGUGCUUGAGUCCAGAGCUGGCCACUUGCAACAACAGCGACGGCAAACUGUCCGAUGAAGACCAGCCCAAGAAGAAACACCGGAGGAACCGGACAACCUUCACCACCUACCAGCUGCACGAACUUGAGCGAGCCUUCGAGAAAUCCCACUAUCCCGAUGUCUAUAGCCGAGAGGAGCUGGCUAUGAAGGUCAACCUACCUGAAGUGAGAGUCCAGGUUUGGUUUCAGAACCGGAGAGCCAAGUGGCGUCGUCAAGAGAAGCUGGAGGUGACAUCCAUGAAGUUGCAGGAUUCCCCCAUCCUCUCCUUCAACCGCUCACCUCAGCCCUCUGCCAUCGGGACCAUUGGCAGCAACUUGCCCCUGGACUCGUGGCUGAACCCGCCCAUGCCCAACACCAGCCCCCUGCAGACGUUGCCAGGAUUCGUGGCUUCCCCACAGAGCCUCCCCAGCAGCUACACCCCUCCCCCUUUCCUAAACUCUCCCCCCAUGGGACACACCUUGCAACCCCUAGGAGCCAUGGGGCCUCCACCGCCUUACCAGUGCGGGACAAACUUUGUGGACAAAUUCCCGCUGGAAGAGGUGGACCCCCGCAACACCAGUAUUGCUGCGCUGAGGAUGAAGGCGAAGGAGCACAUCCAGUCCAUUGGGAAACCGUGGCAGACAAUAUGAGGAGGGAGAUCUCUGGCUCGCGUGGUUUGUGAGAAAAGCUCCCCUUGCUCCACCUUUGGAAAGUGGUCUCAUCCCUUAGAUCUUAUGUUCUGGACAGAUAAGCAAAGACUAUUGCUGUUAAGAGUGCCCCCUCAUUCUGUGUUGUAGAAGGGACCUGAGCAUUAAACAGAAAACGUUCUGCACCAACCCCUUAAUCCUCCAAUUUAGCCACUGCAAUCUUUGUGUUCUUCCCCACCUUUGGCACAAGACUUAGGGCUUGGUUCUAGCUUUGCUUUGAUUGUUGUAUUUCUUCUUUUUUAAUGAUCUAAUCAUCCAAUAUCCCUGACUCAUUGGCUGGAUUACAGUAGAGGUGACGAAGAAGCAGGAAAAUGAUGUAUCCUUCCUAGGGACGUUUUGUAAAAUUAAAGCACACAUAUUUUCAGACAGGA